AUGUCUUGGCAAAACUACGUGGAAAACCUGAUGGCCGACGGCAGCUGUCAGGACAGCGCCAUUGUUGGCUAUUUGGACGCCAAAUACGUUUGGGCAGCACAUGACGGUGGGACUUUCAACAGUAUCACGUCUCAAGAAAUUGACGUGCUGGUAGGCAAAGACAGAGAGACCUUUUACACCUGCGGUCUUACUCUGGGCUCAAAGAAGUGCUCGGUGCUCAGAGACAGCCUGCAGGAUGAGGGGGACUGGACCAUGGACAUGAGGACAAAGAGCCAAGGAGGAGAACCCACGUACAACAUUUCCGUGGGGCGAGCCGGACAAGUUUUGGUUCUUGUAAUGGGAAAAGAAGGGGUCCAUGGAGGCGGAUUGAAUAAGAAGGCUUACUCAAUGGCCAAAUACUUGAGGGAUUCGGGCUUUUAA
Molecule: messenger RNA, 420 nt
Organism: Nerophis lumbriciformis (worm pipefish)
Lineage: Eukaryota; Metazoa; Chordata; Actinopteri; Syngnathiformes; Syngnathidae
Source: RefSeq, a predicted model, not a curated record